CGCCCUUUAAAUGAAGAAAGGGAUUUCCAAGCGUCUGUAUUUUGAAGACUAAACUCUUUAUACAAAGAUGGCGGCUGGUGUUGUUGUGAAAGGAGUGUAACAUUUUACAUUUUUGUUUUAAAUAUCAGAGCAAUUUAAAAUAAGAACUAGACUGAUGGUCGAGUGAAAGGAUUACAUCAUAUUCAUGGCAAGAAGGAUCACUGUAGAUAAAUCCAAGAAAAUGAGAGAUACUACAGAGUCGAGGCGGCCUAGUGUGUUUGAGCGGCUUGGUCCAGGAGCAAGCGGAGGGCGUGAUGGAAAUCGUCAAGAUAAGUGUCGUAAUUGGCUGAGGGAUGGCCAUUGUGCUUUUGGAUCUAAGUGUCAUUUUCAGCAUGGCCCAUACAGAUCUUCAGAGGCAGACGCUGGGGACCUUCGCUUGAGAGUUGAGAGUAAACGUGCGGAGCUGAAGAAGCAUAGCUAUGACCGAUCUCGGUCACCCUCAUCAAAGAGAGAAAAAUCCAAAAGAAACAAAGAUAAGGACCUGGAGCGAAGAAAGAAGAAGAAAUCAAAAGAGAAAAAAGUUGGCCCGGUGGUAUCAAAAAGACGUUCUCCUAGCAGUGAGCGAGAAGAUGAUGGCCGAGAUUGGGACAGAUUUCUAGGUCAAGAUGAUUCAGUAGAUCAAGAUUCAGAGCAUGAACGUGAAUUAGAAAGACGACGACAGGACUUGAAACGACAACUGGCGCAAAUGGAAGAAUUGGAUAGCGAGAGGGAACAUGUACAUCAAGAAAAGUCAACUAGUGAGAGUAGCUCAUCGUCCAGCUCGAGUAGUGACAGUGACAGCACAACAAGUAGCAGCAGCAGUAGUAGCAGUAGCAGCAGUGAUGAAAGCAGCUCCAGGUCCCCAUCGCCUGUCAGUCGAAAAUCCAAAAAGAAAAAGCUCCAGAAACUAGGCAAGCGAGAGAAGGGGCAUCCAGUGGUUGAAGUGAAGCCGAAACGUGGCAGGUCUCGCGAAAAAAAAUACAAAUCUGGGAAAGACAAACGAAUAAUUUCACCUGAAAUGCCUAAACGGAAACACAAAGGUCACUCAAAUUUGACCACUAGUAAACAGAUACCUUCAGUUUCAAGUCAGAGGUCUAAAGUUCAAGAUAUGGAUGUUCAACCAAAGAAAAGUAAACACAAAGAAACUAAGGGAAAGGGUAAGGAUGGCAAAAUGGAAGGAAAGUCAAAGGAUGUAGAAAAGAAAAGGAAAAGGAGUCGCUCAGGUCCAAAAGAUGAUAAAAUUGUUGCUAAAAUUUCGCAUCAAAAGAGAGGUGGAAAAAGUGUUGCAGAAGUUGCUCCACAUAAACGAACAUCCCUCACACCUCCACCACGGACUCAAAAGGGACGUGGACACACAUCUCCAUCUUCUAAAAUUUAUUCGCCAUCAACACCGACUCAGUCCGAGUCUCCUUAUUCUGUGAAUCGCGACAGAAGUCCUUCCCCAGUCCCUCAAAAGCUGCGUGCCUCUCCGAUACCAUUUGAACGCUAUCGCGGUGUUUCUCCAAAUUUGCCAGCCAAAAGAGGACUUGCUUCGUAUGGGACAGUGUCGCAGACGUCAAGCAGAGGACCAACACCGCCAACUCAGUUCAGGAAGAGGCCUCGUUCACCGUCCCCUUCAAGCUCUCAAAGGUCCUAUUCACCUGCUGUUUCAAAGCGUUCAACCUCUCCUAGGCCCAGAACAGAGCACUACAGAACCAGCUCGAGUGAGAGAUUUGACUCCAGGAAAAGUGGGAAAUAUACCCCAACACCAGGCUACAAGGACAGAUCUGAAGAACUAUAUCUUCCUCAAGAUCAUGGACGUGGGCAUCCCAAGUAUUACCGCGGUGUCCCCCCACAUCCUCAUAUGCCUAUCGAUGAUCGGUAUCGAGAACAUCCAACCAAGUAUCCACCCACACAGCGCCACCAUGCGCCUCCAAUCCAAGAUGACCGACGACUCAGGGAAAGAGGGCAUUUUGAAGACAAGAGGUACGAUCAUCAUGGAGAUGCUUAUUAUCGUAAAGAAAGUCUUGAUGGCAGAAAACGACCACCACGUGAUGAAGUACGAUCCAUUUCACCAUCUCAAAAGCGUAGACAUCAACUUGACAGUGUUUCAGGAAGGCAAAGAGGCUUAGGCCAAAGCCCAAGUCCAGGUCCAAGGGAUCGCAGGAGAGAUCAACCUCGAGAUGACUACCGAAGACCUUCUGAUAUGCAAGGUGACAGAAGAUUUCCGCAACAAGGAAGAGAUCGCUAUAGAGAUUGGACAGCAGAGGAACAAAGGGAUUACAGGAAAGAAGACUCUAAAGAAAGAGAUGCUAGAUAUAAGGAACCAGGUCCUGCCAUUCAGGAACCAUUACGACCAGAUGAAGGAAGGUCAGACCAAGGGCUCCUUAAACGUAGAAGGGAAGAUGAUCGGAGUGAGCAGAGCUUACGGAAGCGCUCUAAAUUAAGUUCUGAUAGAACAGAUAGAAAGAGUGUGGACAGUGAUGUCAUGUCUAAAGGUCGGUCACAAAAAGGAGAUGUUCCUGAAGCAGUUUUUAGUGACUGGUCAGAUGAAGAAGGAAGUGAGGAAUUGUGGAAUGCAGAUGGAUUUGAUGCAAAGAAAGAGGACAAUACACUGCCAUCCUCUAGAGAUAUACAGAUAAAACCAGUAAUAGAAGAACAACGAAGGGAACCGAAAGAAUACAAACAGAAACGUGAUUUAACAAGUGCUCGUGCUCCUGAAAUACAAGAGCGUGCCAGAAGAAGUCGUAGCAGAGGAAGCACUUCCAGUCAGCAGAGUUCUGUGAGUUCUGAUCAUCGAAGCAAAAGACAAGGCGAUUUUUAUGACAGGGAGAGACAUCAAAGAUUGAGGAGUGAGAGCCACGGAAUGACAGAAAAAACAGAGCAUAUAUCUCCAACUGCAUUCCAGCAUAUUCAAACUGGAAAAGAGAUCACUAGCGAAGAGAGUCUUGUUUCUUUCCCACCAGAAGUGGAACAUUGUGAUCAAAAGGAAGCAAAUGAAGAAGUGGCACAGGGAGAUGUACCUAAAGAAAUGGAGGAAGAUUUGAAGGAAUCAAAUGUAGCAGCUACAAAUGACAAUAUAUAUGAUUCCUUUAGUGACGAUGAUGAUAUUGAGAAGGUUCUACACAAUGAAUGUUCUGAAGGAAUAUCAUCCACAAUGGAAACAAAAUCAGAACCAGAUAAAGCAAAAGACUUGUUAGAGAUAGACUGGAGUAGUAUCCCUGUAGAUUUCAAGGCCCCCAAAGAAGAUGCAACCAACCAGCCUGGAUCAGCUCUAAGUCGCUUCACACCAGGCAGUAUCCUAGCUCGUAUUGGAGUCUCAAGAGCUCUGGCUGGGCCUAGUCUGAUUAAGCGUAUUAUUGAAGCCUGUAAGGAGGCAACACCAGAAGGAGGUGAGGUUCCAAGAUUUGAUUGCGCAUUGGGUGCCUUUAAUGCCAACGCUCAACAGAAGGCUCAUCAGCGAAAGAAACUUCUGUCAGACGUUGGCCCUUGUCGUAGAGCUCUUUCAGCCAGGUGGGACCUACAGAUAAGGAAACAGCUCAGGAAGACUCCCCGGGAUAUUGAUGCAAGUGUGUUCAGUGCCUCAGCAGUUGAUCCAGAGCUAUAUAAACACAGUCUGCAGCUGUUUAGAAACUGCCAAGAACUUUAAGUCUAGAAUUCAAUUGAUACCCAUCACAAUGUAACUGUUAGCCAAGAUAAAGAGGGUGUAUUUUUUCUUUUGAUACAUAGAGGGCGACAUCAUCAAAAAGUAGAAAGUGAAAGUUCUGACAAGUAAUUGAGGAAAGAGUUUGUCGUCAGCACUGGUUCAGAGAUAAAUAUUUUUGCAAUGAUACAACAGUAUUAAACCUUGCAAGACUGAAAAAUUACUUGUAUCAGUGGAAAAGAUACUUUUAUUUAGAUAAUUUUGUUUGACUAAUCAGUGUUGGAAAAAGACUAGUGAAAUGGACUAAAGCUGAAAACACUCAGUGCGUCUGACUGUUGUCGUCCGACACGAUUCUGUGGUGAAUGCAAUGCCACGAUGUUCUGCAACACAUUGUUUUUAACACGUUGACUGCCGGCGACGAGUAUACUCACCCCACAGGGAGCCGAGGGCGCUGGGGUUGACUAUACUUGUCAAAAUUGGAGUAACAUUCUAGAGUUUAUUACUUCUUUGUUAUACAUAGUAGAACCACAGACUAACGGCUGGUAGUUCGGGGAAGAUACACCUAGACGAUAACGUACAAAUAAUGGAUGUAUAUUUGUAGUGUUAUAUUGCCAGCAGUACACUCGAUUGCACAAGUGGGGGCAUCCUCUGAACAUACACCAACCCAUAUAAAAAGCGGACGAGAAAACUCGCACUUGACAGAGACGAUAAAAAAUACUGUCCCAGUGCCCUUUGUGAAAUAUGAAAUCAGAGGAAUGGAAUUGUAAUUUUUUGCGAAUAAAAAUUUAAACUGAAAUUUAAAAGUGUAAAUGCGUUUGACUGCUUGCUUUACAGAAUUAAACAUUUGUUUUCAUUCUUAUAAAUUCUUGCUGCAAAAUCCAACAAAUAUUUAUUUGUUAUUUCAAUACACAAUCAACAGCAGCCGAACAAAAUGCAACUAACCUAAACAAACUUUAGAAAACAUAAAACAAUGUUGUAGUUUUAUAUUGCUCAACUUGGUCUGUGUAAUUCGGGAUCGGCCGAUAUCAGAGGUGUGAUUUGUUGGCCUUUUCACGUCACCGGCAAUCUUUUAUUUCAUUAAUAUUUUAUUGUAUUUUUGCCUGUGUGAAGUCGAAUAAAUAAA
Molecule: messenger RNA, 4763 nt
Organism: Anneissia japonica
Lineage: Eukaryota; Metazoa; Echinodermata; Crinoidea; Comatulida; Comatulidae
Product: zinc finger CCCH domain-containing protein 13-like
Exons: 14
Coding region: 185-3646 (1153 amino acids)
Cellular component (GO): RNA N6-methyladenosine methyltransferase complex
Molecular function (GO): metal ion binding
Source: RefSeq, a predicted model, not a curated record